AUGGCCUCUGAGGGACAGCAAGACGGCAACAGUGCCAUCGCACCCGAAGGCAUUGCGCACGCGUCAUUGAAGUACUCCCUGCUGGGUCCCUCGCUUACAAAAGCUGGGCAGGAGUCGGUUGAUCAAUCCAAGGCAUGCUCUUGUCACCGCUACUUCAUUAGCAACGCGUCUAAGGGCUCCAAGUAUUUCACCCGCGAGGAGGCCAAGGACAAGGUCCUCACAGCCAAGAUUGAGCAAAUGCUCGCCAAAAAGAGCGACAUCGAGACCCUAGACCUCUCCCAUGACCUACGGGCCGCCGAUAGCUGCAUUUCCCAGCUGGAAAUUGAGCGCGACUUAACCCAGCACAUCGUGCACAUUGACUGCGACGCGUUUUAUGCGGCCGUAGAGUUGCUUGAUCGCCCCGAACUAGAGAACCUUCCCUUUGCUGUAGGGGGCGGUGUCCUCACUACUUGUAAUUAUGUUGCUCGCCGGUUCGGUUGUCGCAGUGGCAUGGCCGGGUUCGUAGCCAAGAAGUUGUGUCCGGAGCUGGUGCUUCUCCCCCUAAAUUUUAACAAGUACAACGCAAAGGCCGCUGAGGUGCGCGACAUUCUAUCCAAUUACGAUGCUCGGUUUGAGAGCGCGAGUAUUGAUGAGGCCUUCCUUAACAUCACCGAGUACUGCAUGAGCCGGGGCACAGACCCUGCCAAUGUGGUGGAUCAGAUGCGCAAGGAGAUAUAUGAGAAGACGCAUAUUACGGUUUCUGCGGGCAUCGCGGCGAAUACGAGACUGGCAAAGAUUUGCUCGAACAUAAACAAGCCCAAUGGGCAGUUUGUUCUCCCACGCAACCGAACUACCAUCAUGGCCUUUAUGCAUGACCUCCCUUGCCGCAAAGUCAAUGGCGUUGGGCGCGUUCUGGAACGAGAAUUGGCUUCGGUGGGCAUCAAGACGUGUGGAGAUAUCUACCCGCAACGCCAGUAUUUGAACCGUCUAUUUGGCGAAAAGACCUCUGAAUUCCUCCUCUGCUGCUACCUUGGCCUGGGACGAACGAGCAUUCAGCCGGCCGAGGAGUAUGACCGCAAAAGUGUCGGCACCGAGAGUACGUUUCGCGAUAUGGGCGACCCGACCGAGCUGCGCGACAAACUCCGGUCGACGGCAGACGAACUAGAGAAGGAUAUGCGACGGGCCGAGUGCAAAGGUCGGACACUGUGUCUGAAAGUAAAACUCCACACUUACGAAGUCCUUACGCGCCAAGUCGUGACGCCCAAGGCCGUAUACUUGGCCGAGGACCUGUACAGAUAUUCAUUACCCAUGCUGGUAAGGCUAGAGCAGGAGUUUCCCUGUUUGAAGCUACGUCUAAUGGGAUUAAGAUGCACUCAUCUUGUCAGUGCCAAGAAGCCAGAUACGCGAGCUUUCUUUGGGCUGAAGCCGGAGAAACAAGACAGGCCGAGGAUUCAACGAACGGGGACGGAGGAAGAAUGGGAGCAAUGGCCUGAAAACUAUCUGGACAUCUAUUCCGGGGUUGGAAGGGAGCGCACCACAGACUCCAGGAGGCAGAGCUCGGAUGAUGACGACUCCUUUCACAGGCGCGGCAAUGAAACCCCGCCAGACCCAGAGAAGAACAGACCUGCUUCCGCUGAAGAAUGGUGGGACUGUCCGAUAUGUGCCCGGCCACAGCCUGCUGAUGAGAGGAUAUUCAACGAGCAUAUCGAUCUAUGUCUCUCGCGCCGUGUUAUCAGGGACACCGUCCAGCAGGACGCUGUGGCGCAGCCACCAAAUAGCAGAGGCGCAACACCCGAGUCGAAGAAACCCAAGGAAAAGAAGAGGGGGAGGCAGUCCACAAUGGUGGAUCCAAAGCAAAAAAGGCUUUGUUUUGGGUAG
This is a messenger RNA of Lasiosphaeria miniovina, 1857 nucleotides long. RefSeq lists its product as uncharacterized. The record is from RefSeq and is a predicted model, not a curated record. Bases 1 to 1857 code for a protein of 618 amino acids. The transcript has 4 exons. Gene Ontology annotation, cellular component: nucleus. Gene Ontology annotation, biological process: error-prone translesion synthesis. Gene Ontology annotation, molecular function: DNA-directed DNA polymerase activity; damaged DNA binding. Lineage: Eukaryota; Fungi; Ascomycota; Sordariomycetes; Sordariales; Lasiosphaeriaceae.